AGCUAUAAAACUCAACUUUCUUCUUUAGUUACAACCAAUCCAUUUUCGCUCCCUCUCUUUUCUUUGUUUUCAGUUUCUCAGCCGUACCGCAUACAAUUCUUCCCCAAUUUUUUUUUAUUUAAAAAAAAAAAAAAACUCCAUUGAAGGUCAAACCAGACCUCUCAUGGCCGCCAAUGCCUAACAAUCCAGAUACCUCAUUUCCUUCUUUGCCCUUUUUUACUUUACUCCCUCACCACUUGUGCUCAUUCUCUUUCUAAAAUCCUCACAUCUCCCCACAUUCUCUCUCCAAAACACACACCCUCUCUCUCUACACAUAUAUAAUAAUAUUUCUAUAUUGAUGUGUGUAUGUAUAUCUUAUUGCCUGGUCCAAGCUAUUGGUUUCUGUGUUCAAAAAGAGAGAGGAGAGAGAGUUGGUGAAAUAUCUGAGCAUUUGGAGAUCUGUUCUUGCAAUUAUUAUGUGGCUUUUGGUUGGAGCGUUUGAAGAUCUGAAGAGUACGUAAGUUUUUAUUUAUUUAUUUAUCUGUCUCUCUAGAAAGAUCAGAUCGAGCUCUAAUGGGAAGCAAAUGGAGGAAAGCGAAGCUCGCUCUGACGUGCCUCUACGUCCCGAGCACAGUAGAGGACUCGCCACCGUCGGUUCAGUCCGCUGGGAGGUUCUCCGACGCCGCUUUGCUCUCUCCGGCGGCGACGAGAGGCUCGGACUUUUCAAUGCCUACGACGCCGAUUCCUUCUUCUUCUGGUCUCCGGUUGCCCAAACAUGGCUCCAAAUCAUCUAAGAGGACUUGUGCAAUUUGCCUCACAACCAUGAAACCAGGCCACGGCCAUGCCAUUUUCACUGCAGAAUGCUCCCACUCAUUCCACUUCCAUUGCAUUACUUCUAAUGUAAAACAUGGAAACCAAAUUUGCCCUGUCUGCAGAGCAAAAUGGAAGGAAAUACCCUUCCAGAGUACUUCCGACCUUUCCCACGGAAGGGCAAGAAUAAACACUGUUUCUUGGGGACGAGAUGAUGCCUGGAUGACUGUUUUAAGACGGCUUCCUCCUCCUCGUGCAGAUGCCAAUAGGCAUAUUUCAUCAUAUUUGCAUGCCCCUGAGCCCAGUGUUUUUGAUGAUGAUGAACUUGUUGAUCAACAACCUGAUAUUACUGCAAAAGGACCCAACAAUAAUUGUGUUCCUGACAAUAAAUGUGUUCCUGACGACUGUUCAAUUGGAGCAAUAGAGGUGAAGACAUACCCAGAGGUUUCUACUGUUUCAAGAUUAGCCUCUCAUAAUAAUUUCACCAUUCUUAUCAAUCUCAAAGCUCUUACAAACAGAAGACAAAAUUGCGGGGUAAAUGAGGCUAACUUGCCACCAAUAUCCAAAAAUCCUCGUGCUCCAGUUGAUCUUGUCACAGUACUUGACGUUAGUGGUAGCAUGGCAGGUACCAAGCUUGCUCUGCUAAAACGAGCCAUGGGGUUCGUGAUACAACACCUUGGCCCUUCUGACAGGCUUUCAGUUAUUGCCUUCUCCUCCACUGCUCGCCGUCUCUUUCCCCUUCGUCGAAUGAAUGAUACUGGACGACACAAAGCAUUACAAGCCAUAAAUAGUCUGACUUCAAAUGGUGGGACAAACAUUGCUGAGGGCCUAAGGAAGGGUGCCAAGGUUAUGACAGACCGCAAGUGUAAGAAUCCCGUGGGGAGUAUCAUACUGUUAUCUGAUGGGCAGGAUACAUACACUGUCAACAGUCCUGGUCAGGCCCGUCCUGGGAUUGAUUACCAGUCGCUUUUACCACUCUCCAUUCAUCGCAAUGGUGGUACAGGCCUUCACAUUCCAGUGCAUGCUUUUGGGUUUGGUGUAGACCAUGAUGCUGUUUCGAUGCACUCAAUCUCCGAAAGUUCUGGGGGGACAUUUUCUUUCAUAGAAGCUGAGGGUGUGAUUCAGGAUGCUUUUGCACAGUGCAUUGGAGGGCUUCUGAGUGUUGUGGUGCAGGAACUGCAGGUUGGAGUCGAGUGUGUGCACCCGAAGCUGCAGCUUGGUUCAAUAAAAGCAGGAAGUUACAAAACCCGUGUAAUGCCUGAUUCAAAAUUGGGUUUUAUCGAUGUUGGAGACUUGUAUGCUGAAGAAGAGAGAGAUUUUCUGGUAACGGUUGAUAUUCCAGUUGAUGGGUCCUGUAAUGAGAUGUCAUUGUUGAAGGUUAGCUGUGUUUACAGAGACCCCAUUACAAAAGAAUCAGUGACCUUGGGAGAAGCUAAUGAACUAAAGAUUCAGAGGCCUGAAAUAGCAGGAGAUUUAGUCGUGUCAGUGGAGGUGGACAGGCAGCGAAACAGGGUUCGAGCAGCUGAGGCAAUGGCAGAAGCAAGAGCUGCUGCUGAACAGGGUGAUCUAGCCGGUGCAGUGUCCAUACUAGAGUGUUGUUGUAAAGUAUUGUCAGAAACAAUAUCAGCGCAAGCUGGAGACCAGUUAUGUGUUGCUUUGGCUGCUGAAUUAAAGGAAAUGCAAGAAAGGAUGGCGAAUCGCCGUGUUUACGAGUCGUCUGGAAGAGCUUAUGUUCUGUCUGGAUUGAGCUCACAUUCAUGGCAGAGAGCGACUGCACGAGGCGAUUCCACUGAGAGUACAAGCCUCGUGCAAGCUUACCAGACACCAUCUAUGGUCGACAUGGUUACCCGAUCGCAGACUAUGGUGUUUGGUAGUGCAUCUCCUCAACCAUCAGUUAGACCAGCUCGAUCAUUUCCUGCACGACCGCAACCAAGGUAAUUGUACUUCUCGAAAUUAUGUUCACAAGAUCAAUCUGAGUGCCUCUUUUUGUCUCCUACUAUUUUGUUUUUCUUUUUUGUUGUUUUGGGAUGGUGGGUAUAUUUCCUUGUUUUGCAAUAUAGAUGAAUAAAUUUCUGGGAAGCUGGGAAAUUGGGUUUGGGGAAACAUGAUGAGAAGGGAAAAGUGGGAGAGUUGGGUUUACGAAUUCUGUGGGUUUUGUAUAUAAGGAGAAAUGAUCUUUUUUUUCUCUUUGAGAGGUGACAACGGAUGGGGGUAUAGUAUAGCCUUGUAAUUCUGGGGGAAUACUUUGGGAGAGAAAUUCUUCACUUAAUAUAUGAUAUAUCCACUCUCGAUUCUUUUGAUGAAGUUC
Camellia sinensis is the source of this 3097-nucleotide messenger RNA. RefSeq names its product E3 ubiquitin-protein ligase WAV3. The record is from RefSeq and is a predicted model, not a curated record. Lineage: Eukaryota; Viridiplantae; Streptophyta; Magnoliopsida; Ericales; Theaceae.